This is a messenger RNA of Caenorhabditis sp. 36 PRJEB53466, 1673 nucleotides long. Lineage: Eukaryota; Metazoa; Nematoda; Chromadorea; Rhabditida; Rhabditidae. The record is from the annotation of a GenBank genome assembly.
AUGGGAGGCUCAACGGGCACUAUGCUAGGUAAAUUAAAAGUUAAGAAAACCUUUACUCAAAAAAGAUUUGCAGGAGGAGGCAUUCUAGUGCUUUUAGUAGCAGGAUGGCUUGGCCAAAAGUACGGAUUACCUCCCCCGCCGCCCAAAAUAGCUGGAAUAGAUUUAGGAACGACGUAUUCAUCAAUAGGUUCGUCCUUUUCAAAAUAACAUUUAUUAAGAUCUUCGCUUCAGGUAUUUAUCAUGCAGUGACGGGUGAAACUACAAUUCUACCAGACGAUAUUGGAAAAAAGUCCGUGCCAAGCGUUGUCGCUUUUCUGUGAGUUCCUUUUCCUAAAUUUAAAAAAAAAGAAUGGUUUCAGACCAAAUGGAACAGUGAUAAUCGGUACAAGAGCCGUCGAGCAGCAGGAGCACAAUCCGAAACGAACGAUUUACGAUGCAAAACGGUUCAUAGGAAGAAACUUUGAAAAAGACAACAAAGAUUUCUUGGUGAGUUUGUCCGCACUUCUCCUCAUCUUCAAUUCCAGUUUUGCAGGCCGAUCAGAAAAGAUAUCCAUUCACUAUCAAAUUGGACUCGGAGGGGAAACCCUUCUUCGAGGUUCCUCUGGAUUCCGGCAUCAAAAAUGUGUACCCAGAAGAAAUCGGCUCUCUGAUUAUUGCAUAUUUACGGGCUGCAGCUGCCAAACAACUCGGCGUCGCCCUUCCCCAAGUCGUGAUUUCUGUUCCGGCCGAAUUCAAUGAGAAACAGCGAAAUUUCACGGCGAAGGCAGCCGAAUUGGCAGGAAUGGAAGUGAGAAGAGUGAUAUCUGAACCGACUGCCGCCGCGUUGGCGUACGGGCUGCACAAGAAGCAAGGCGUUGAGAAUGUCGUCGUCGUGGAUCUCGGUUAGUUUCAUUCUAUCCAUUUGACCGUCUAAAAUAAGCUCCAGGCGGCGGAACCCUCGAUGUUUCGGUUCUUUGGCUGCAAGGAGGAGUGUUCGUCACUCAGGCGAUGGCCGGAAAUAAUCGAUUGGGAGGACAGGACUUCAACGAGCGAGUGCAGAGGCAUCUGAUUGAAAAGAUCGCAGAACAGAUCAAGAAGACCGUCGAAGAUAAGGAAGACAUCCAGCAGAUCCGAUUAGAAGUUGAAAGAGGAAAGAUCCGGUUGACGAAUGUCCCCAGCACGACUAUUUCGUUGAAUCUGAAGACUGUCGGCAAAUGGAAGUACGAGUUGACCCGAGAGGAAUUCGAGAAACUCAAUGAAGAUCUGCUCAAGUCCAUCGAACAGCCGAUUGCCGCCGCUCUGGAAGAUGCGAAGUGAGCCAGCGGAUGGCAUAUUUCAGUAAUUCACUCCCUUCUUUCAGUCUGAAUAUUUCUGACGUCGAUGAGAUCGUUCUGGUCGGUGGAUCCACGCAAGUUCCGGCAGUUCGAAAGAUCGUCGGCCGAUUCUUCAAGUAAGUCAGUUUGUGUUCACUCCAUCCAUCAUCUCCUUUCAGAAAGUCUGCGAAUUACGGCGUCGACCCGGAAUUGGCAGUGGUGACCGGAGCAUCAGUGCAAGCAGGAGUCAUCGGCGGAGGCUGGCCUCUUCAAGUUGCCGCGAUGGAACUGCCUGCGAAACGAAGGAAGCGCCACUUCUUCACAGAUCAGCAGAAGGAAAACGAAAAAGAUCGGGAGACGACUGCUUCGAAGGAAUUAUAA